AUGUCAAAGAAAGUCGCCGUCGUCACCGGCUCCAAUAAAGGCAUUGGAUUUGCCAUUGUCAAAGGACUCUUGAAAAGAUUCAAAGGUGUCGUAUAUUUGACGUCAAGAGAUGAUGCAAGAGGUAAAGCGGCCGUAAAUCAACUUAACGAGCUCGAGCUUUAUCCAGAAUAUCAUCAACUCGAUAUAUCAGACAGAGAAAGCGUUCUUAAAUUCAGAGAUCACAUAAGAAACCAACAUGGCGGUAUUGAUAUUUUGGUUAAUAACGCUGCGGUUGCAGACGGCCUCCUAGGCUUAAAUAACACAUAUGACCAAAGUAAGAACACUAUAAACAUUAAUUUCUUCAGCGUUUUAACGGUUCAGGAGCUACUUUUCCCCUUGGUAAGGGACAAUGGACGGAUUUUGAACAUAUCUAGCGAUUGCGGACAUCUUUCAAAUAUCAGAAACAAAUAUUGGAUAGAGAGAUUGUCCAACAAGAACCUAACAGUGAAUGAUAUAAAAGAGUUUGCGAACUGGUAUUUGGAAUCAUUUAAGAAUGGAACUUUCAAUAAAGCUGAUAUCGCUGAUGGAGGAACUGUAGCUGCUUAUAGAGUGUCAAAGGUGGCUUUGAGCGCGCUGACGAUUUUGCAACAGAAAGAAUUGGCUUCCAGAAAUAUAGCAGUAAACUCUAUGCACCCAGGACUAGUCAAAACUGAUAUGACUACGGGUAUAGGCUUUUACGACAUCGACCAGGCAGCAGAUACUCCUCUUUACUUACUUCUAGAGGCGCCUCAAGAUCUAAAAGGUGCAUAUGUUUGGUAUGACAGAAGAAUACUGGACUGGUAUGAUUAUAAUGCGGAUUACUAUUUCAAAUCAAAAACUAUCAUGGAAUAA
Diatraea saccharalis (sugarcane borer) is the source of this 870-nucleotide messenger RNA. The record is from the annotation of a GenBank genome assembly. NCBI's taxonomy places the organism in Eukaryota, Metazoa, Arthropoda, Insecta, Lepidoptera, Crambidae.